Molecule: messenger RNA, 2916 nt
Organism: Exophiala dermatitidis NIH/UT8656
Lineage: Eukaryota; Fungi; Ascomycota; Eurotiomycetes; Chaetothyriales; Herpotrichiellaceae
Exons: 2
Coding region: 1-2916 (971 amino acids)
Biological process (GO): proteasome-mediated ubiquitin-dependent protein catabolic process
Cellular component (GO): GID complex
Molecular function (GO): protein binding
Source: RefSeq, a predicted model, not a curated record
AUGGCAUCUGCCUCGCGGCCCAGCACCACUGUGCUACAUCACCUACAAGAGUUGCGCGCCGCGGCUGAUGGGCCAUUAUCGGCGCUGCGGAGGAUCAAGAAUGACCUGACCGGGCAUUCAUCACGGAAAGCAGAAUACAUCCGAAAUGGAUUGGUCCCCGCGCUGGCAGAAGUUAUGCUUCCCAGGCUCCCGUCGAGCGAGGCGGCUUCUUCCAAGCUGGAGGCGGACGAGGAAUUGAUCUUUGCGCAGAUUUCCCAAAUCUUGUGUGUGAUCGCUCAUGAUGGGCCUUCUUUUGUCCAGCCGUUGCUGGACACAGAUAUGCUACGGGCCCUGGUCUCCUGUCUCCUCCUGCCUUUAUCCUCCAGGACAUCCCUUGCACUAUUACGAUGCCUCAACGCAGUGGCAGAAAAUCUCCCUUCCAUGGACCCUGGACAAUGGUUGCCUCACCGCGAAUUGGCCGACUUGCUCUAUUCCAAAAGAUACAUCUCAUGUUUUGUCAAUAUUGUUGGCCGAGCUGGCGACUCGAUGCCUUCACAGCAGGCCUGUGAUGCAAUCCUGUCUCUGCUCUGCAAAACUGUCUCGCUCGAAUGGCAGAAACGUGCGCUCGUCGACAGUGGGCUUCUCUCGCAGCUUGUGGCCCGCCUGGCGUCUUUCGUGGUUGCGGAAGGCCUCGUUCCCCCUGGAGUAGCACUCCCCAGCGGCGACAAUGGCGCAUGUGGCACCCUGCCUGCCUCUGCGCCAUCCAUUGCUCACUUGUCACCGGUCCUGGAAUCGCUAUCAGUUCUAGUCGAACGUUCGAGACACCGGGCGACUCUGUUUCUCUCCGAUCCGAUGAUUCAGUCUGUACUGCCAAACAUGAAGGAUGAUUUCUCUCCCUCCGAUAUUCGACGUGCACCAUGGGGAGCAAGUUACUUUUCAGGGGCGGCUGUCCCGCGCAGCUCUCCCCAUGGUCCGUUCGAUUUCCUUCUCCCUUCCAUACCCGUCCCUGAAAUUGCGAAAUCGGCCAUCCAGUCCGAAUUUCCUCCGCUGGGCAUAGUUGCAGGCUUGCCGAAAAGGCGAGCAUCGCUAAUACCAUCCACCACUGAGCCUCCGCAGAUGGCACCGAACCACCUUUCGGUUGAUGAGAUGGAAGAAAGCUCCGUUAUACCCUGGCUCCUCUACUUGGUUCGUGCGUCAAGAGGCAAGCGCCGCCUCCUUGCCGCCCGGCUGCUGGUCGACUUGUAUUCUUUGGACCUAGUCAACAAACGUCGGCGUGCUAAGUUUCCUGCAUUAUUGGUGCCCCUUCUUACCUCGAUGUUGGACUCUGACACUGCACAGGCAGAAUUCGGACCGCAGGUUGGGCCCGCGCAUCUGUGCAGCGGUAUCCACUACACAAGAGCCGUCCCUAUUGUCCUGGCCUCUCUUGUCAUGGAUGAUCCUGACAUGCAGCGGGUUGCAGUGGAUGGGAAUGCCAUAACUGCUCUUUCGAAUGGGCUAAAAAUGACGUUUGAUUUCACUGCGGGCCAGAAGCCCUCACCCUGGCAGCCAUACAAGACCUCGGAGAUCGUGACCGAACAAUCCCUGCACGGAAUGCGCCUAGGUCCAGGUGGGCCAAGCUGGAGGACGAGGCGAGACAUGGACUACCGAGAGGGUUGUUUGCGGGCAUUGGCAGCAAUUGCACCGUUCGAAGAUGACUACCGCAAGGAGAUUUGCGACCAAGGCGUGCUUAACUACGUGAUGCUAGCGCUUGAGCCUUGCCACAUCCAGCACAAUCCUGGUCAACAAGUCGAAGUCAGCGGAAAUCCUGUUAACGUUGUGCUCGCUGCUUGCGGCGUGGUGAGGGUGCUGACACGCUCAGUCAAGGCGCUGAGGACGAAGCUGGUGGAGGCUGAAGUUGCAAAACCUAUCAUAAAACUCAUGAGUUCGGCGCAUCCGGAAGUGAGGAUCGCGGCCACUAAAGUGCUCGCGAAUCUGGCAAUCGACUUCAGUCCCGUGAAAGAGAGCGUGGGAGACACAGCCGUCGUCAAGAAAUUGUGCGAACAGGCCCACUCGGCAAACGCGAGGCUACGGUUGGAGUCCAUAUGGGCGCUCAAGCAACUCGUUCUAAACGCCAGCCAAAAGUUGAAACAGGACGUCGUGGACGAGCUGGGCCCAAGCUGGAUAAAACUGUUGAUCAAGACCGAUCCCAACGACAUACCAGAGGGUGAAGUCAUUGGGCUUGUGGAAAGGGAAUAUCCUCCGCUGCCAAGGGGUCGUCGACCGUCGGGGGGCGUCAGUGCUUCCAAUGACGUGAUCAUGAGCGACGAUUCGGACAACGAAGGCGGCAUCACCCACCAUCUGGGCCAUGCUAUCGUGGGCGCCGACAACAACGAUGGCCUUGACACCAAGCACACGCCCGAAGAUGACACGGAAAUCCAGGCGCAGCUGCUGGACCUUCUCCGCAACUUGUUUUGUGGGGACAAUGCUUCCGAUAUGGUGCAGUAUAUCUUCGACGAAAUGGGCCAGGACGACUUUCUCAGGAUCAUGCUUGACCGGCUGAGACCACGCACCAUGGCGGGUCCAACACGCAAGGAGAACUACAGCACAGCUGCACCGAGCACAAUUGUCAGCAAAGUCCUUUACAUUCUCGUACACAUUGGAGCAUGCGAUGCAAGAUGGCGGAAUGCGAUCGCCUCGCACCAUGCAUUGAUGAAACAGGUGUUGACAUUCUGCAGCCACUCGGACAGAGAGAUUCGGGCGCAGUGCUGCUGGAUCGCCAUCAAUCUGACCUACGAAGACGAUGCCGCGGAUCGGUUGGCGUGUAGACAACGGGCAAUUGAACUGCAGAAAGUCGGCUUCCUUGGGCAGCUUCGGAAGUUGGAAGCGGACCCGGAUCUGAACGUUCGAGAGAGAGCAAAGUCAGCCAUGCAUCUGAUGUCUAAGCUGAUGGCGACGUGA